GCGGGCCGAGGCUCACCCCGGAAGCGCGGGCUCAUGCCCCAGGCCGCGCCCGAGCUCACCCGGCGGAGGCAGGUACCCGAGCUCAGUCCGGCAAGGGCGGGCUCUGAGCCCCGAACCCGCGCCAGGUCAAGCCUCUGCCCCGAUGUGCCCUCACGUGCGUGCGGGUGGCGGGCUCCAGCAGCCCCGCGCACCCGGAAUGGGCAGAGCGGCCGGCGCAACCCCUGGCCUUCCGCGCUUCCGCCCCGUCCUGGGCUGUCUGAAGAUGGAGGCUGCUCAGGCCCAACUGUAGUCAGGAAGAGUGCCUGCCCAGGAUGCAGGGAGCCGCGGCCCCCAGAGGCCAGGGCCAGUCCCUCAGCAAGAUGGACACUCUGGGUCGACCCUGGGUCAUUCUGCUCACCUACGUGCUGGCUGCUCUGGAGCUUACCUGCCUCUUCAUGCAGUUCUCCAUCCUGCCAGUUCGCAGACCAGCACGGGGCGCGCGCGGCGCUCUCGCUGUCCUUCGUGGCGGGCUCGGCGCUCUACCUGCUCCUGGCGACCGCCUGCAGCCCGGCCCUGCCCGGCCCCUUCCUGCUCUUCGCCUCCCGCCUGCCUGGAGCCCUCAUGCACACGCUGCCAGCCGCCCAGAUGGUCAUCACCGACCUGACCGCGCCGGCUGAACGGCCCGCGGCUCUGGGCCGCCUAGGGCUCUGCUUCGGUGUCGGCGUCAUCCUGGGCUCCCUGCUCGGCGGGACCCUGAACACCGAGUGCGGGAUUCACUGUCCAGCCAUCGUGGCGCUUGUGGCCAACCUCCUGGGAGCCAUCCUCAGUGUCACCUGCAUCCCCGCCAGUACCAAAGGGGCCCCUGUUGAUGCCCAGGCCACCCCACCAGCCAGGCCAGGGCCUCCCGCCUCUGAGCAGCGGCCUGCCUGGACAGGGGAACCCAAGGCCAGCGUGUUCGACCUGCGGGCCAUCACCCGCCUGCUGCUGCUGCCCGGCGUCUUGCCGGUGUUCCUCAUCAAGGUGGUCUCUGGCUUCCCCUCAGGGCUCUUCAUGGUCAUGUUCUCCAUCAUCUCCAUGGACUUCUUCCAGCUGGAGCCUUCCCAGGCUGGCUACCUCAUGUCCUUCUUCGGGGUCCUGCAGAUGGUGGUCCAGGGCCUGGUCAUCGGGCGGCUGAGCAGCCACUUCUCUGAGGAAGCCCUGCUCCGGGCCGGCGUGCUGGUCUUCAUGGUGGUGGGACUGGGCAUGGCAUUGAUGUCCACUGUCCUCCACUUCUGCCUCCUGGUGCCCGGCCUGGUGUUCAGCCUCUGCACCCUCCACGUGGUCACUGACAGCAUGCUGACCAAGGCCGUCUCAGCCUCAGACACGGCCCUACAGCAGGCCCUGCUGACCAUCCCAGGGCCAAGCUGGGGGCGUGGGAGGUGGCUUGACCCUUCCCGGCACCGACACGUGGGCAGGAUUUCACUAAAGGAGAACAGAUGGCUGGCAUUCCAAGAAGCAGCAUGCUGAGCGAAGGGACCAUGCUGGGCCUCUGUGCCUCUGUGCAGCCGCUGACCCGCACGCUGGGGCCCACCCUGGGCGGCCUCCUGUACCGCAGCUUCGGAGUCCCUGUCUUUGGCCAGGUGCAGUUUGCUGUCAACUUCUUCCUCUUCCUGGUCCUCUGGAGGAAGCCCAUGUCACAGAAAAGGGACAAAGCCUGGUGACCACCACCCCUGGCAAUAAACUUCCCUGGAACCUC
Molecule: messenger RNA, 1714 nt
Organism: Sciurus carolinensis (gray squirrel)
Lineage: Eukaryota; Metazoa; Chordata; Mammalia; Rodentia; Sciuridae
Gene: Slc67a1
Product: solute carrier family 22 member 18
Exons: 11
Coding region: 34-1485 (483 amino acids)
Biological process (GO): transmembrane transport
Molecular function (GO): transmembrane transporter activity
Source: RefSeq, a predicted model, not a curated record